AAACGACAGCCUGUGAUUGGAGAGCCGAGCUGAAAUUGAACCCGCUCCACUUAGCAGGUUCAGUUGGAUUUCCACGGCUGCUGCUCCGCUGGUCUUUGCCUUUUCUGACCAAUCUCUCAAAUCGGAUCAAAUUGUGGUGCAAAUUUGAACUCCACCUGUAACGUGACUUUUGGGGGAACCACGUUGCCAUCACUCCUGAGCCGCCGACUCUCUCACCACUUUCAUUCCUUGACUGUCACAUUCCUGAACUGAAUUCCUGUAAUUCCCCUGAGAAUAUUACAAUAUAAACUAUGGAUCAUAAGGAUCUUGUCCAGCAGGCCAAGUUGGCGGAGCAGGCUGAGCGCUACGACGAUAUGGCAGCUCUCAUGAAGGAGUUCACACAGCAUUCGGGAGAGCUGUCAAACGAGGAGAGGAACCUUCUAUCUGUAGCUUACAAAAAUGUGGUUGGGGCACGGCGGUCGGCGUGGAGGGUGCUCUCCAGCAUUGCACAGAAGACUGAGGAAAACCCCAAGAAGUUGCAGAUGGUCACCGAGUAUCUGAAGCUGGUGGAAAAGGAGCUGGGGGACAUCUGCAACGAAGUCUUGAAUCUGCUGAAGGAUUCUUUAAUUGAGAAGGCCUCAAAUCCGGAGAGCAAAGUCUUCUACCUAAAGAUGAAGGGAGACUACCUCAGAUACCUUGCUGAAGUUGCCAGUGGAGAAGAGAAAACGACUUGCGUCGGGAAUUCAGAGGAGGCAUACAAGAGUGCAUACGAUAUCAGCCACGAGCAUAUGGCCCCCACACACCCCAUCCGCUUGGGCUUGUCUCUUAACUUCUCCGUUUUCUACUAUGAGAUCAAAAACACCCCGGAGCAAGCCUGCUGUAUGGCUAAAAAGGCGUUUGAUGAUGCCAUCGCAGAGCUGGACGCGCUGAAUGAAGAAUCCUACAAAGACAGCACUCUCAUCAUGCAGCUCCUCAGAGAUAACCUGACAUUAUGGACAUGUGACAACGCCGCUGAGGAAGGCGAGGGCGGAGAGGGCGGAGAAGCCGGCGAAGCUGGAGAAGGCGGCGAGAACGAGAACUAAAAACAAAACCCCCCUCAUUGUGGGGGACAUCUCUUUCAAAAAAUAAUAAUAAAAAAAGAUGAAAACUUUUUACACAUCUUUCAUUCCUAAUUGCUCCUCAUAUAAACAUUCUACCAGUGAAACCCAUUACUGAAAAGAGCUGUGUACGGAAAUGAAAUCAUUUUAGCCUUUUCACGAUUCAAAUAUGGACAAAAAGAUACUGGAGAAAAGAGAAAUCUCCAUUCCCUCGGUCUGUGUUUGUAUUGACCUUUCAUAUGUGCGGUUUCUGCUCUAGAAAAAAACUGAUAGCUUUACUUUCUAUCAAAUUCCUUAGGUUUGAUUUAGAAGGCCAAAAAACAUCAGGCCCACCGCUGAACAACUGAAAACCUAAGUACCAUCAGCUGACAAGGUUCAGAUUUUUUUUAAGAGUUGAUAAUGUUUUCUAGAUUGAAGAACUAGAAUCCCUGAUCCUUUUUUUUUUUUUUUUUUUUUUUUUUUUUAAAUACAUCUGUCUCUACAGUUUUGUGGUACGCUUACAGCUACUGAAGUCCAACUUGAAAACGGAAACACAAGAUCCAUACUGCAGGGAAAGCCAGUUGGCAACAAUUGUCAUGAACCAGUCAAGUCGUGCCCAUUGGUUAAAUCUUCACUGUCUGCCAUGGUUGUGGUGCCACUCUUCACUGAAGCAUGUCUGUUUUGGGGGGUAAAAGGUGGGGCUUGUCUGACCAAAUACAGGGACCUUUGAACAGGAAGAAGACAUUUCUGUCAUGCAUGUCUUUCUAGAUAGUACACCGGAACAGGAGCAACAACCGUAACAAGUCCGAGUGUCCAGUUUAGUACUUUUCAGUGCAGGUUUGUCCACAUCCUCAAGAGGCUGUUUGGUUUGUCCGGUGAUUGUCAUUAGAGAUUUGGACCACUUGUUUCGCUAAUCAUCAACUGUAGUCCCAAAAAGCCCUGUGGAACUGUUCGAUUCCCUAUGUAUCAGCUAUAUAACAUGAAUAAAACCUUUUAUAAACAAA
Myripristis murdjan (pinecone soldierfish) is the source of this 2059-nucleotide messenger RNA. Its product is annotated as 14-3-3 protein beta/alpha-1. The transcript is spliced from 6 exons. Bases 291 to 1061 code for a protein of 256 amino acids. Lineage: Eukaryota; Metazoa; Chordata; Actinopteri; Holocentriformes; Holocentridae. The record is from RefSeq and is a predicted model, not a curated record.